Ornithodoros turicata is the source of this 11578-nucleotide messenger RNA. RefSeq names its product diacylglycerol kinase 1-like (gene Dgk). Gene Ontology annotation, biological process: intracellular signal transduction; diacylglycerol metabolic process; lipid phosphorylation. Gene Ontology annotation, molecular function: calcium ion binding; ATP-dependent diacylglycerol kinase activity. The transcript is spliced from 30 exons. Bases 603 to 3431 code for a protein of 942 amino acids. The record is from RefSeq and is a predicted model, not a curated record. Gene Ontology annotation, cellular component: plasma membrane. Lineage: Eukaryota; Metazoa; Arthropoda; Arachnida; Ixodida; Argasidae.
GGCAGGGCGCUGCGUUCGCCAGACGACGUGCGUUGCCUCGGCCCGAUCUCCGAGCCUCCGCUAAAGUGCCGUUUUGUGAUCACAACCCGUCCAUUAGGAAAAAAGCAAGCCCGCAACACACGUUCGGAAAGUGAAAAAGAACAGAUAGAAAAGCAGUGCGUAGCGAUCUUCCAAUUCUGCGCGGCCUUUGCCCUUCGUAGGACUGCUGGGACCACACCUCGGGUUUCGCGUGCAGAUUCGACACCCCUCGAGCCACGCUGAGACGACGCCUACUCGAGCUGCGGUGCAUGGACUUUUCUCUGGCCACUCUGCUCGGCCCAGUACGACAUCACACACAGCGCGAAUCUGGAGUCCUGGGUCUGCCCUAAACCAUCUUCAGGAGCCUGAGGGGCACGAGUUUCUCUCGGAAUGGACGUGGUGUCUCUAAACAAACCAAGUGCUAACUAAAGAGUUGUAAUAACAAACAGCAUUCCGCACAGGGUUACGACAUUGACUUUCAAGACGAUGCAACCCUUGGGUCAUGCGCAGUAGCGUGCUAAGAAGCGGCGUUCGGCCGCGCAGCCACCGUCACGCCAGAUGACGUGUCGUUGAGUGACGACGCUAUGGCCGUCAAGUGGGAGAAGCUCUCCCCGGCGGAGUUUCAGCAGCUCCAGGACUACAUACAAUAUUCAUCGAAGAAGCUUCCAGAUGUGCUUGAGGAGUUCAAAGAAAAUGGUGCUCUCAGCAAAUACAACGCCGAAGGGGAUAUCGACUUGGAAGGAUUCCAGGCAUUCAUGGACACUUACCUGGAGAUGGACACUCCGCGUGACCUUGUCAAGCACCUGUUUCUGUCUUUCGUGCGCAAAUCUGCACCCUGUCGCGCACAAAUCGCCGAUGGGAGACUCCUCAAAUUUCGCCAUCUGGUGGCUGGAAAAUUUCAGAAGGAAGAGAUAAUCGAUGAUAGGAAGACUGCCGUUUUACAUAGGACCCUUACCGGUGGUUCACUUGACAAAAGUGCAAAGAUGGCGGCGGUGACGUCCACGACUGCGUGCGCGCCCAUCACGUCGCACACGCAGCACAGUGGGUCGCUACCCGAGCUGGCCAAGCAGUCCCUAACGGUGGUGCCUCCGUCAGCUGUGUUGGCCGUCACUGGAGAACAGCGGCGCGAAGAGAGCAAACCGCACCAUGUAGGCUUCGCAGAACGCCUCCACGGACUCACCGAGAGACUGCACAGCAUCGGAGGACACCUGCGAAACGACGGCGACAGCUCUGCCAGAACAAGAACGGGAAGCGCCUCAAUUCACCCUGUGGUGACGGUAACGCAGAACUACGGUGACUCUACGGACUCCUCCCCGAACCAAAGCCAGGUUUCCAGGAAUUCCUCCAGAAAGUCAAACAGCUCCUUACUCGUCCACAAUGUGGACCUGAAGCCUCUUCGUAAGACGAGUAGCCAUGUGGACGUGCACACGGUCCGUGUUCCUCUGAAGGACAUCAUCUGUUACCUUUCCCUUAUGGAAGCAGGGCGUCCAGAGGACAAGCUAGAAUUCAUGUUCAGACUAUACGAUACGGAUGGCAACGGAUACCUUGACAACAACGAGACUGACUGUAUCGUGAACCAGAUGAUGAGCGUGGCUGAAUAUCUGGGCUGGGACGUGUCUGAACUGAAGCCAAUCUUGCAAGAGAUGAUGGUGGAGAUUGACUACGACUCUGACGGCACGGUGUCGCUGGAAGAGUGGAAAAGAGGUGGAAUGACCACCAUCCCUCUCCUGGUCUUGCUCGGGCUGGAUUCCCAGAACGUGAAGGACGAUGGCAACCACGUAUGGCGACUGAAGCAUUUCAACCGGCCAGCUUAUUGCAAUCUCUGUCUCAACAUGCUCGUAGGGCUCGGCAAGAAGGGACUGUGCUGCAUUUUUUGUAAGUACACAGUACACGAGCGAUGUGUCCAGAGAGCUCCAGCUUCCUGUAUCAACACCUAUGUCAAGUCGAAGAGAACGUCACAGUCGCUGGUUCACCACUGGACGGAAGGCAACUGCACGGGAAAAUGCAGUAAGUGCAAAAAAACUAUCAAGAGCUACAACGGCAUCGCAGGACUCCACUGCCGCUGGUGUCAGAUGACGCUCCACAACCACUGUGCUCCUCAAGUGAAACCGGACUGCAUCCUCGGGCCCCACAAAGAUCACAUUCUACCGCCGACAUCCAUAUGCCCAGCUGUUCUUGAACGACAGAGAAGCGUCAGCAGCAGCCAGAAAAAGUCCCUAUCGAGGUCGGACUCCAACAAGGUCUCAGAGGGCAACCAAAGCAGUGUUUCUCCGACUUCAUUCCAAGUAACCCCUGUUCCUGGAACCCAUCCUCUUCUAGUCCUUAUCAACCCCAAAAGCGGAGGACGACAGGGUAUGAGGAUACUGAGGAAGUUCCAGUACUUGCUCAAUCCUCGACAAGUGUACAAUGUUGCCAAAGGCGGACCAAUCCAAGGGUUGCAGUUUUUUAAGGAGAUUCCAAAUUAUCGAGUUCUUUGUUGCGGAGGUGACGGCACAGUCGGUUGGGUACUAGACACGAUCGACAAAUUGGGCUUCACUCAACUUCCUCCAGUGGGAAUACUUCCUCUGGGAACUGGAAAUGACCUUGCACGGUGUUUGCGUUGGGGACCAGGCUACGAAAACGAAAGCUUAGACAAGAUACUAAAGAAGGUAGAGAAGUCUAACGGCGUCAUGAUGGACCGGUGGAAGAUUGACAUCAGCAACACCGCAAAUUCCGACGAACGGGGAGACCCCAUUCCUUGCAAUAUUUUCAACAACUAUUUUUCUAUAGGCGUUGAUGCAUCCAUAGCCAUCAAAUUCCACCUGGAGCGCGAGAAGCAUCCAGAAAAAUUUAAUAGCAGGAUGAAAAAUAAAAUGUGGUACUUUGAAUUCGCAACAUCCGAGACGUUCUUCGCAACGUGCAAGAAUCUUCACGAUGACGUGGACAUAAUGUGUGAUGGCGUUUCGCUCGAGUUAUCAAACGGUCCGUCACUGCAAGGCAUCGCUGUUCUUAACAUCCCAAGUAUCUACGGCGGAUCAAACCUUUGGGGCGAUAACGCGUCGACGCGGAAACGAACGCGUUCCAAGCGGCGCAAGAAGCAUGACAGGGACGUCUCUACCAAUAGCUUUAAUUCCAUCGACCUCAGCAAUGCUGUCCAAGAUAUUGGCGACCGACUGAUUGAAGUAAUUGGUCUGGAAAGCAGCAUGCACAUGGGUCAAGUGAAGGCUGGUCUGCGUGCUUCGGGAAGACGAUUAGCCCAGUGCACAUCUGUGGUCAUACGAACGAGAAAAAGGUUUCCAAUGCAAAUCGAUGGUGAACCCUGGGUUCAGCCUCCAUGCACGAUCCAGAUCACCCACAAAAACCAGAUGCCAAUGCUGAUGGCGCCUUUGCCAACGAAGUCCAGGUUUCCAUUCUUUUUCUUUAAAAAGUCAUGAUCUACUGCAGACGGACAGCGGCUGCGAAAGUUGUACACAUUCUAACAGCCGACGUGUAUCGAGAGCUUCUAUGUAAUAGUAACCAAAGUAGAUGAUACCCUCUUGCCUUUUCUGAUAAGAGAGAAAAAAGUUCUUCAUAUCGACUCUACGUGUAAACCGUCUGAUUUUUUUGGGAAUGUUCAUUGAAGUGCGUUGUAAAUGGAACGCAAAAGUCACACGGUUUCUUUUUCCCGUUUCACUUCCGUGAACAAAAUCUAUGAAGAGGAUUUGGACCACUUUUUCCUUUUUCCUACAUCGGAAGGCGAGCGGGUAUCAUUCUGCAUACGUUAAACAUUCCAAGUAUAUCUCACCUCACAUAUUACGUUCAGGUGUACAGCAGUAGUUAAAAGCCCAAAUACAACGCUUCUCUAGUUCCUGAUGUUCGAACUGUGCAAAUGUCAUGGCUUGGUCACCACGUCGAUAAACGUUGCUAACGUAAAGGAUGGCGCCUUCGCUACGAUGUCUGUGCUCACUAUACCGCACGUAGCGGUUACGCAGUGCAUAGGGGUACAGCAUCGCAACGGAGGGGAGGCAGGGAUUGGAGCAGGGACGAGUUUGAAAGUUAUUGGAAACGCAAGUAAGAUGACGGAACUACUAAACAAAACUACAACGAUGAGCAAAUUAGAAUGGUGCAAGCAAGCUGGUGUACUAUAGAAAGAGGUAACAUUUCCUUUAGUUUGAGGAACACACAAUACGAAGAGGACAACACAUGACUCACACACCCAAAACUACAACUCAAACACUGUAGAGAGUAGCAGCAAAAAUCAAGUAACGGUAACGCAAAUAGAAGAAAAAAAUAGUAUUGUCCAAGUUGGAUUUUUGGUAACAGUAACGAAAACGGCAACGCGUACCACGUUCCACCAUUACCGGAUGCAAAAACGAAACGAAAAUGUUCGGGUGCUAUUGGAUUCCGGUAACGGAUGUUAAUGUUAUGCGAGAACACGAAUGUUUCUUUUUCUGAGGACUCUAUUAUCUGUGAUACAUGCCCGUAUUCUUAAUACUAUCUGUAAUAGAAUACCACACAAGGGAACGGGAAACGCCAAAUGGGUUCCUCACUAUGUAUCCUUCGCUCGCUCGACCCAGUCUGCAUAACUCCUAAUGAUGCACACAUACGCAAAACGAAGUCAACACAUCCUCCUGAAGGUGCCUGAACAAUGGGCGGAAGACAGAAGACACAACAAGAAAACACACCACGAAGGCUUCCUGAGGCCAACUUUCGCGUGGUGCAUGAUGACCGUGAAGCCUUGCGCCCCUCUCCCCCAAACCACUGUCUAAAGAUUGCAGAAUAGCAUGAAGAAAAUUAGGUAUAUAGGAUACACACAUGUAUACUCUCCAUCUUUAGCUGUGCGCAGAUGACAGGUAAUUCAUUUCCGUUACAUAGAUGUUCUACAUUGCAAAGCAAAUUUCUGAUUGAAGGCAAGUGCAACGGUGCAAAAUGAAUUGAGGCACGUUAAAUGAGUGGUGGAAAAAUUCUAACUCUGCAGUGAAAAUUUUGUUUGCUAUCCCUUUAUUACUGACCUUAUGAGCUUCCGGGGUCCCCGUCUUCUGGUGCCCCCUCUGAUAAAAGGGUCCGGGGCGGCUGGCCCUCUCGCGCCCUUUUCGGAAUAGCUCUGCUCCCAGACGCGUGUCUUCGUCUCUCUUAUUUCAUCUUGAACUGGCAGUACUGUUUUCUGCUGAAAAAAAAAAGAACAUCCGUUUGUGUGUCAGAGCUCACAAAGAGCAUCCUAAAAGCGAUAAAACCCCGAUGCAGGGGACACACAGACAAAACAGACGAAGCACUGUCUGGAGCACUGGAAGCACUGUGGAGAUCUGGUUACACAGAUUAAGGGCUGCUCGACUUUCAGCAAAGCACUCUGCAGGAUGAAAACACGUCUCUACACAUUUUCAUUCGAAUCCGGGUACGAUUUCACCGAAGCGAAAUUACUAGAAGGAACAGAUGCAAGCAACCUGGUGGGUUGCUUUCCUUGAUUGAUUUGUUUGAGUUUGAGGAACAAAGACAGACAUUCGUUUGUGUAGUGUCUGUCUUUCUGUAUUUUUCUUCGUUCCUCAAACUCGAGAAAAUGUUGCCUUCAUCAAAAUCACUCGUGUAGUAUGUGCAAGUUAUGUACUCUAAAACAACACCAGAGCUAAAAGGGGUGUCCAGUCGUAGCUUCGAUGGUGCCCUUCCAUUACUAGAAACUGCAACAGAAGCGUAACCGGAGCGAAAUUGAAAGGCUUGUGUCAGAAGCGAAAACGGUCACGGAAAUAUUGAUAUGAGCAGCACAGCGCCGAGAACAUAACGGCCAUGUGUGACACACGUCGUCACUAUCGCUGCAAUAUUUGAGUAACGAAGAUACGGUAACGAAAAUAAGCCCGUUACCCUUCCCUGACAAAAACCGGUGUUGCAAGGCAUUGUUGUGACGGAAGCCAGAUGGAAAGGAUCGACUCCGAGCGAGAUAACACCAGGCGGGCAUCUGCAAAGUAGCUUUAAUGACGAUAAGACGUGGCCGUGUCCCAAGUGCGGCCGCCCGCUAGUAUGUUCUGCCUUGCCGCUCGAACCCCGUGGACAGACGAUGCCCAUAUCUUGGGACUUGAUGUUCCACAGCAUGUAAAGAGCAGUUCUUUGUUUCUUCCUCUUGCCUUUCAGUAAGAAUAAGACUAAGCUGUCGACUAGCAAAGGGACUGUCCGCUAACAUACGGGAGGUUCUAGACGAUUUUGAUACCUCUGUUUGCGCGAAUUUGUGCCCCUACACGUUGCGUAAGUACUGCACGCAGUGUACCAAGCACGGACAUCUUUUCGUCAGCGCCAUUCUGUAUUUUCCGCUCUCUAGCGGCCUCUUUCUUCUUAGGUCACUAAGUCCAAUGUCGUUGGACGUGGUUUACUUAUUGUUACAUUUUUUACUCGCAACCACUUGCUGUAAAUAGAAGACGAUGUUUUACACAUAUGGCAACAUUCGCGUUUCAGCUAAAAUGUUACCAUUGUAAAAGGUAUAAUACAAACGCAUAUCUAAGUAUUACGAUGAUAACUUAUUAUUACAUUGUGUGUACAUACUGCACAAGCACAGAGUCGAUUCCACUGGAAUCUGCAUGAGUCAUUGUUACUCGUUAUAGUCCACAAGAUUAACUUAAUUGACUAACUAGGCCACAUUUCAUUGUGCAUAUAUGAGUCUAUGGGGAAGAGCUACCUCUGGGACAAAACGUUGGCGAUACUUGAAAGCCUGGUAUUUGUACCAAUUACCUCAACAGGAGCGAACACUGACAAGAGCUGAACGCCAAUACGUUUGCAGACAUUCAUUUCUUGCACCGUUCGCGUAUUGCGUUUAUUAGCACCCAACUCUAACUCUGAGGUGGUGAGAUGCAUGCGACAAGCUACGCUUUUGCCGGGUCCCAGCAGUUCGCAAAAGCUUCGCGACGGUUUUUCUUGUUGUCCGACUCGAAUGCACUGUUCUGGAGCUCCAAUUUCAACGCAGCCACUCCUCUUUUGAAUACUUGUCGCAUUGCUUGUUGAAGUAUGUGUGUGUUUAAAGUUCCACCACAGUCCAAUUCCGAUGUCUUCAUUAUCCUAACGAAUUGAUGUCAUUGCGAUCUACAUGUUACGCACAGUAUUCUCCCAAAAUAUUGUUUCUCUAUAUGAGGCUUCAAUGUCAUAAAAUUAAUUUCUAGUUUUGAGAAGUGCGACGUCAUGGAGGGCACAAUCUACCAACGCGUCUGGCAACAUUGCUCUUAGAAUGUCGAUUUCGGUCUUCUCACCACAGCUGCUGGCAGUCUUCCAAAGUGGAGCGGAGGGCGGAGACGUCAGAGCUCCCGGUGCCGUCACCUACUCUGGAGAAUCCGAAACUAUGAAGUUUCGCGUGAUCUUUCGAGAAUUUGUGGAAGCGCGUACUGUGUUAACACUUGGCAUUUAUAUCUUCCAUACCGAGUCUUUGUGCGAGGAAUAUUUGUAAUAUGAAAUAACGUAAACCUUUUAGUCCGUAGUAUCACUUUAAGGCACUGUAGAGAAUACAUGGAUAGGGGCCGAGUUGUAACAACAACAUAUCGCCAUUUGCAUCCCCGGAGGAAGCCUUUCCCUACCACUCGUCUCAUCUCAUAAACUUUCGAGUCAUAUCCGCCUAUACACAGUCCAUGAAUGUAUCGGGUCGACAUGCUUCUUAUAUGGUGCCUUAGCAAAAUGAGGUACAAACAAAAACGCUUGCGGCAGGCUUACGUUCGGCACUGGCAAAUGCGAUCACAGCUGCUGUAAACUUUCUUUGCUUCAACUUCCUACACGACACUUUUCAGGUGUUAACUCUGGCUCCUGUACAUGAACGUUGACAUUCAUGUAUGUAACGUUACUAUCAUGCUUACUGUCUACAUGCCAGCAAAGUGCAUAAUAUUAUGACCACAUUUUCCAAGCGACGUUUGUUAGUUGAUCUUUUCCUACUGCUAGAAGCUAUUUCUUUUUAUAUGUAGAGAGGUAAAAAAAUGUAACGAUUGCUAUGGAUGUGUACGUCGCAUAUAUUGUACUCUAGCGCACUAUUAUUCUGUGCUCUGGCAGCAAUCAUAUGAUGUUCUGUGCAGAAGUAACAAGGUCCACCUGUGCUUUGGAAUCAAUGUAUAUAACACUCUGUAUCUGUACAUAUGAGAUCUGGUUCUGACUGUUUCGAAUCAUGGUAUCUGCGAGGUAUUUUCAUGUUCUACAGCAAACUGCAGUAAAUUGUGCGAGGAUGUUACAACUGUAACAUAUUGUAUCACUGUUGCCCUACACUUUCUAUGUUGCCGGAGGGAGGGGCCUGGUUUGUAUUCCUCGUUCUGUUGUAAUUUCAGCUUACGUUACUAAAACAUUCUGGGCCGAAUGUCUACACAACUCUGAAGUUAGUCGUGUAUGUCAAAAUUCAUUAUUGGGUCCAUCCUAAACUUAUAUUUCGUCGUUCCAGCGCCCAAUAUCGUCCCCUAGAAUUUACAUUGCGAUCGGACAUUCUUGAUACCUCGGGGGUAAGGGAGUGAGUUGCACUGCAGACGACGAAGCAUCUUGAAGAGACAGACACCGACACAUUCCUCCUGUUGGUUCUAUUCCCCGGCUUCAUAAGGAAACAAACAAACAUACAAUUACUAUUGAAAAUCGGAUUGGUGGUUAUAGGUAUUCUACUGCAGCGUUUGUCAUGGCUCACGGCUUUCGCUUAGCUGUCCUUGACAGCAACACAUUUGGCGUAGGACUCCCGCCUUAACCGUGAGAGAAAGCCGCAAAGUAAAUUCGCACUUUCUGUGCCCCUAAUGUCUAGCUAGUCAAGAGCAACCUCAUGUGCGGGUCCCAGGACAUGAAAAUGAAACGAGUCGCGAUUCCCGAAAUAUUUCGUGGACUUUGACGAUUACGGGUUUCGCACAAACCUCUUUGUACCAAACAUGGAAUUUUGUACUUUUUCAUUUCACGGAAACAAAGAUCCACCUCCUUGUUUUUUCUUUGACACACAGUCCCUUUGUCGGCGCACGCAAAUUUUCCUUUUUCUUUUUCUUUCUUUCUUUUUUUUUUUUCACAUUUCAUAAUAGGUAAAUUGUUGCUUCACACCACGAAGUUUUGUAUAAUAGAGCAUUUUGUAUAUAACUACAUUUGCAUAUACAUAAGUGUCUUCAUGUGCGAGGUCACAGGUGAAGGUAAUACAAUGUUUUAUUUUAUGUUGUCUCUCUGGGAAACAUGGAAGUUGCGCUACUUUGAUCAUACCUGCCGUAGUGGUAUUCUAUACACAGUAUUGAUAUUUAAUUGUGCCAUGUACAUAUUGUAUCAUUUGUGUGCAGGUGUGUUGUCCACAACACUGUGCUCUUGUACUCUCCUGUUACUAUUUGCGUAGUGUGUCUGCCCUACUGGAACCCACGAAUACAACUGAAACUACUUAUUCUACUGCAUUGCGUACUUUUCACACGCUGAAUAUCGACUGCGUGUCAUAGAGGAAGCAGGAAAUAUGCUAUUACUUAUACUAUAGUGCACUUUUUCCUACUCCACACAUUGUGUCCGUGCUUCGGUGUGCCAACAACACGAAAAUCCCCUUUACCUCCUAGUGCAUGCAUCCCUCGUCAAGAACUUUUAUCGCUGUCUAAGAAUCGGAGAACAAUCGAGACAUUUACCUGAUUGCGAAAUUUAAGCUGCAGGUGCGCAGUCUGCCCAGCGAAACACACCCCAGUCGCGGCACUGAAACAAAUUUCCGUGUUUACAAGUGUGAUGUGCACCUGGUAUCUUAACGCCAGUUCUAAAUAAUGGCGCAUGAACCUUUAUGCCUGGACGUUCGUGCAUGUGAAACUACAAAAGAAAAGACGGAAAGAAAAAGAGGAGUUUGAAAGCCAUAGGAUCUUAUCCUUCAAAAGCGGCCAACCCUAAGCGUUGCUCUGGUGGAACAGCCACACAAAACUGAGCUGGAGCAUUUAGUAACUCUGAGUGGAGGCAGCUUGGGAUGACGAUUUUUAUUGCAUGCGCCAUUUCAAUACUGCCCUGAAGUAUUCUACUGUGCUCGCGCGUUAUAUGCUACGUGCACAACUUGUGUCCGUGUUUUGUUUUUUUGUUUUGGCCCAGCCCGCGUAACAAAUAUCUGAUUCAGGUGCGCCUUGGUUCACUUUGUUUUGAGUCAUUUCUUCUGUACGGGCUACAAAUGAGACGCUCAUGCCAGUGCGACCUGAGCGGCCAGCAGAUUGAUCAAGUUGACCUGAAUCAGCAGAUGCGCCUUUUGCUGCGUUUCCACAUUCAUCACGAUGGCACCAGAAUAAAGGGCCAGUCCUGCAGUUCCUCAAACCUUCCGAUUAGCGGUACGAAAUGUGUUCAUGGAUCCACCCAUGGUAGUUCCUAUUCGAAGCAGUUCUGGGGAUGGCGGAUGGAAGCCCUUCACGGUUCAGACCAACAUUGGCCAGCGUCAAGUGGGGCUGUCUCCCAUGUGUCAAUUCAGCUUUACGGUGUUUCGAGUGACAGAUGCCUAAACGCUUCAGUAUGGCUUGUCAAAAUCAAAUGUUUAAAAAAUCAAUAGUUCUAAAGACAUAAUUCGUGAAUUGGACUUCGCGACGAGCGCACGAAACACCGCGUGAGCACCGUUAUCCAGGUUCCUGCAUUCGAGACAAGACACUUAAUAACACUUCUGCAGCUUGUACAACUGCUGCAUGGAAAUAUUUGUUUUCAGCAUGGCAGGUGUUCUUUGUAAGGCGGCAACCGGCGCUUAGCUCUCUCUAGGUAUUCCUUUUAAUGCUCUUUACGCUCCUCAUUAUGCCUCAGGGUUUGAUCACUUAUAUUCCAGUUUUCCUGGGGUGUUAUGGUAGUGGUGGGGUGUCACAGCUGAUGAUAGUAAGGAAUUUCUGGAAACUACUUGCCCUGUGAAAAAGUACCAGCAUGCGUCGUAGUCAAAUUAUGAUGUGCGUUCUCAUAACACAACCAGCACACGUGUCGCUGUUGUAGUAGCUGUGUAUCAAGCAAGCCUGCAGUGCUGUUAUCAAACGAUAACGGUCCCGGUUGAGACGUUUAACUUUUGUCUUUACUGUUAUUAAAGAAAACGGGCUACAGUUGAAGUGUUGGCUGCACCCCGUGCUAUAGGCACUUAAUGAAGGUUCCCUAAAUCUUAUUCAGCAACUGCUAAAUAUUUUAGCUUAAGUUCCUUUAGCUCUUCCCACACCAGUGAAGUGCCUGCAUGAGUGUAACACUGGAGGAAGAGCCGCAAAUCUCUGCGCACAUGUUGGCAUUUAUGGGUACCUGUAGCUCCAUGCUGUGUAGAACGGCACCGCAGGAAAACUUACUGUAACCUUCCUUGAUGCAUAUAUUACCUUAUAUACCGCGUCAUGUGUACACUAUAUGGUACCAAGUUCACAUUUUAUCUCCCACUUUCUCUAGGCUUCCUCGAUGUCAUGCUACCAGAAGAUCUUCCUGUAGAGUCAUUAUUUGAGUGCUAUACGACAGUGUAGAAUGUUAUACGCGAAUAAUUUUGUAAAUCUAGCUUUACUUCUCUCUGCGAAGAGAUUUUGUAUGUUGCUGAACAAGUGUUCGUUGGUAACUGUAAGCUGAUCAUGGAGCUCGCGCACAGACUUUGUACGAAAUAUUUGUAUAUACUAUGCUGGAGACGAACGUUUCAUAAUUGCAACUUGUCAUUUAUUUAAAGUUCAACAAUAAAAUUAUCAUAUUAAGGUUA